AUUCUACAGUUGCGUCUCUCAAAGUUUAGAUUUUUUCCGUAAAAAGAGGACGUGGCGCGUGAAGCUCAUUCGCUUUAAAACCCACCUAUUAGCUUCUCCUUCUUUCUAUCAGUUUUCACUUUUCAACAAUGGCUUCGAGUCUGGGCGGCGAUGAGAGAAGCGAGAUAGCGUUUUUCGACCUUGAGACGGCGGUUCCGACCAAAUCAGGGGAGCCUUUCGCGAUUUUGGAGUUUGGGGCCAUCUUAGUUUGCCCAAGGAGGCUAGAGGAGCUCUAUAGUUACUCCACUUUGGUUCGACCUACUGAUCUUUCCUUAAUCUCUACGCUCACAAAGCGACGUAGCGGCAUUACGCGCGACGGAGUUCUCUCUGCACAUACAUUCUCUGAAAUCGCCGAUAAGGUCUAUGACAUUCUUCACGGUAAGGGAUUCUCUCUCUUCCUCGCUUUCUUUCUCACGAAGCUAAAAGUGUUGAUUUUGGUGUUUUUGUAGGACGAAUUUGGGCGGGACAUAACAUAAUUCGAUUCGAUUGUGUAAGAAUAAGAGAAGCAUUUGCAGAAAUUGGUCUCUCUCCGCCAGAGCCGAAAGCUACAAUUGAUUCGCUUUCAUUGUUGUCUCAGAAGUUUGGGAAGAGAGCUGGUGACAUGAAGAUGGCAUCACUUGCUACAUACUUCGGGCUAGGAGAUCAAGCUCACAGGAGCUUAGAUGAUGUCCGGAUGAAUCUUGAAGUUGUCAAGUACUGUGCAACCGUCUUGUUUCUGGAGUCCAGUGUUCCUGACAUUCUUACAGACAUGAGCUGGUUUUCCCCACGAAAAAGUCCCAGAACACGAAGUAAUGGGAAGUUAGUGGCUAAUGGAGUCAGAGAAAGCUCGACUUCUUCCUCCUCGAGUCCUAAAACUGAUCCGAGUUCCUCUUCCGUGGACGCCACAAUCGUCAAAAACCAUCCCAUCGUUUCUCUUCUUACGGAAUGCUCAGAAAGUGAUGCAUCAAGUUAUGAUAUAGAAGAUCCAAUUGAUAUAACCACUUUAAUAGGUAAACUACGUAUUGGAACUCUUCAGACGGAUGCUGCAGAAGAAGCGAAAACUGUAAGACAGCAGGAUGAAUCACCUCCAUCACCCGAUUCCGAUGCCAAAGAUGAAUCAUUUUUGGGUGUUAAUGAAGUAUCUGUUUCUAGCAUCAGGGCAAGUCUUGUCCCGUUUUAUCGUGGGAGCUUGAGAAUGAAGCUAUUUCACAACGACACCCCUCUGCAUCUGUGUUGGCAUAGCUUGAAAGUUCGGUUCGGAAUAAGCCGGAAGUUUGUGGAUCAUGCAGGUCGUCCAAAGUUGAAUAUUAUUGUUGACGCCCCUCUUGAUCUAUGCAAGAUCUUGGACGCAGUUGAUGCUGCUGCGCACAACUUACCAACUGACUCAAGCACAAACUCAGAUUGGAGACCCACUGUUAUAAGGAAAGAAGGCUUUGCCAACUAUCCCACAGCCAGACUGCAUAUAAGCUCAGAAUCCAACGGAGAUGAUACCCUGUGUGGAACGCAGGUAUAUCAAAAAGAAGAACCUUUGGGAACCAAUCAAAAGCUCGAUGUCAGUAGCGAUAACUUGGAAAAGCUUGAGUCAGCAUUACUUCCCGGUACUCUGGUUGAUGCAUUCUUCUCACUCGAGCCUUACAGUUAUCAGCAAAUGGCAGGGAUACGUCUAGCAGUCAAAAAGUUGGUGAUCCUCCUGAAAAAGUGAUCUAGCUGAGGAUGAAUCAUUAAUCUGUCUAUUCCUGGUCAGUCGGUGAGCACUUCUGGUCAUUCCCAUCUUGUAGAUGCAUGUAAUAUUAAGGAACUUAGUCUAUACUAACUCGUGAGCGAUUUGUAGCUACGAAGAAGGAAAUUAGUAUGUUAAAUGAUCUGUCUUGUAUCGUUCAAUGUAACAGGCAUCCUUAUUCCACAGUCUAAUAUUAUGGAUUCUC
This is a messenger RNA of Arabidopsis thaliana (thale cress), 1943 nucleotides long. Its product is annotated as Polynucleotidyl transferase, ribonuclease H-like superfamily protein. Gene Ontology annotation, cellular component: nucleus. The record is from RefSeq and is marked reviewed. NCBI's taxonomy places the organism in Eukaryota, Viridiplantae, Streptophyta, Magnoliopsida, Brassicales, Brassicaceae. The transcript has 5 exons. Bases 641 to 1720 code for a protein of 359 amino acids. Gene Ontology annotation, molecular function: nucleic acid binding.